AUGUCUGAACCAGAAAAACUUUACUUUUCUUAUAACCAUAUCCAUAAACUUUGUAAACAAAGUGCAGUUGAUAUUAAAAAAUUUGCACCUUCAUUAAUCAUCAGUAUUGGUGGUGGUGGUAAUAUUCCAUCAAGAAUUUUAAGAACUUUUUUAAAAGAAAAAGGUCAAAAAAACAUUCCAAUUCAAGUUAUUGGUUUAAGUUUAUAUGAAAAUUUAGGUACCACAUCUGAAGAUGAUCAAAUUGGUAAAGAAGUUAUUCGUACUCAAUGGUUAGAUUUUAGUGCAUUAGGUGAACAUUUUGAUUCAUUAAUUGGUAAAAAUAUCUUGAUUGUUGAUGAAGUUGAUGAUACUAGAACUACUUUACAUUAUGCUGUUUCAGAAUUAGCUAAAGAUGUUGCCAAAGAAGCUGCUAGAUUAAAUAGAAAUGAUACUACUAAAUUUGGUAUUUUCGUUUUACAUAAUAAAGAUAAACCUAAAAAAGCUCAAUUUACUUCAGAAAUCUCUCAAGAAAAUUAUUUUGCUGCUUUAACUGUUCCAGAUAAAUGGUUAUGUUAUCCAUGGGAUGCUGAAGAUAUUGAUGAACAUACUGCUAAAGCUGUUGAACAAGGUUAUAUCUAA
This is a messenger RNA of Hansenula ciferrii, 618 nucleotides long. It is a transcript of the gene XPT1, whose product is annotated as xanthine phosphoribosyltransferase. Gene Ontology annotation, cellular component: cytoplasm. Gene Ontology annotation, molecular function: hypoxanthine phosphoribosyltransferase activity. Gene Ontology annotation, biological process: hypoxanthine metabolic process; XMP salvage; GMP salvage. Lineage: Eukaryota; Fungi; Ascomycota; Saccharomycetes; Phaffomycetales; Wickerhamomycetaceae. The transcript has a single exon. The record is from RefSeq and is a predicted model, not a curated record. The coding region runs from base 1 to 618 and encodes 205 amino acids.